GGACUGGUGGACGGGUUCAGCCGAAGUGUGCCUGCAGAGCCGCCCUGUUUUCCAACAGACCAGCCGUCCGAUUAUUAAUGCCUCUCUCUUAAUGCCUUCCUCGGCAAAAUCAAACCUGUGCUCUUAUAUUUUAGAAGAUUUCUUUUGUCAUUCACCUUUGCUAAAAUCUCUUCCCUGAUUUUCUCUCCUAUCGUUUCCUUUUCUCGCCUCCUUGUCUCAAUCCUGUUCCCCGGUCCGGGGAACGUGCGUGAGUUUCAGGGCACAGGCAGGAACAUGGGUUUAUGUUUGCUGCUGCUGCAUUUUUGUCUGCUGGGAGUGCUGGACGGGAAAGGCCAGGACCAGGGGUACCUGACAGAGUCGCUAAGAGCUCUGGAUCUUUCCCUGGGGAAUGAAGACGAGCCCAAGCUCCAGAAGAACAGAACCAGUGUCCUGAUUACCAAACUCUUCCAGACUGUGCACUGUGCAGAGAGGACAGGCGUCUCCCAGGAUCUGUGUGAGAAGUGCCUGACGUCAGACAUGGUCCUCUCUUUGCUGGAGGACGAUGAAAGGGUUUACCUAAAUGAAGAAGACUACCAGCGGAUGUCAACUCUCCUGCUGUAUUACAUAAUCAACAUGAAAGAUCUCUGUGUGUCAAACACGACCUCGUCAUUUCAGUUCUAUCUUCAGGCCCUCACCAACCUACAUCCAGUUGAGGACAAUCACUUCCUGUCAUACAGCGAGACAGAAAGUAUUUUGCAGCUCAUCAGCCAGCACCAUCACCCUUACAAUAAACACAAUUCCUCUGAUUCGCAAUGCAUUGAAUCAGCUCACCUCCUAGAGGAUGUGGACACUGAGGGGACUUCUGGUGCAGGGCUGACAGCUGUGCCCAGACUUGCUGCAGCAAUCAUCAGCCAUAUCCUGCAGGGCCACUGUUUCACACGGAGGAACCUCCCAUCCCCUGCUUUCUUUACAGACUACAUAUUUCAUUCUCAAAAUUGUACGAGGAAUAUGCAGAUUAAAGACCUGAAGGAGCUGCUUCAUCAGUUGGGAAUAGGUCACGAAGAAGCGGCAGACUCUCAUGACAGGAAGCGGCAGAGCACCAGGAGCUCACAGAAGCUGGUAAUGCAUUCGGUGGACAGCUACAACCACAAAAAUGAAGAAAUAAGCAGAGACUGGGGACAGAUGUGUUUCUCAGCCAGUCAGCUGAUGGAUAUAUUUGCUCUGGAUCCUCAUUUGGCCAUGUCUGAGGACAACUUCAGACAAAUUUGUCCUGCCAUCGUUCAGCAGUUGCUAAGCAAUACCUGUGGCUCUUCAGAGCAAAAAAAAUCGGAUUCUUUGCCAAGUGCUAUUGAGAAGUAUGGCUACAGCACAGCUGCCGUUCUGCUUAUUACAGUGGGAUCCAUGUUCAGCAUCUGCCUGAUCUUCUUCAACUCCUGUCAGGAGACCUACACAAUCAUUCUGCAGCUGUUCGUGGGCUUGGCGGUGGGAACCCUCUCAGGAGACGCUCUCCUGCACCUUAUACCACAGAUCCUCGGCCUCCAUGAUGAAUCUCACAGUCAUCAUGAUAAGGACUAUAUUGAGGAAAAGGAUUAUCUGUGGAAGAUUCUGGGCCUGAUCGCUGGAAUUUAUGGCUUUUUCAUCAUUGAAAGGAUAUUCUCCUUUAUGGGCCCUUGUCAUGGCCAUGGUCACUCCAGCGAUCUUCCCUUAGAGCUGAACUGUAAUUCUCAGUCACAGAAGGGCAAAUCCAUCUCUACCAUCCAGCUGGGAACAGAGGAUGAUUUAGAGUGUCCAGAAAUAUCUCCUGAACAUACAGACAGGAUAAAUGCUCAACAGAAACAAGGGGUUCCUCUGCUGGCUGUGAUGAUAAUUGUGGGAGACAGUCUUCAUAACUUUGCUGAUGGCCUGGUUGUCGGGGCAGCUUUCUCCUCUUCAGUGGAGACUGGCAUGGCAACCACUGUAGCCAUCCUUUGCCAUGAGAUACCGCACGAGAUGGGGGACUUUGCAGUGUUGCUUAGCUCUGGACUUUCUGUGAAGACUGCUGUGCUGAUGAACUUCCUCAGUGCUCUGACAGCCUUCAUGGGCCUGUAUGUUGGACUUUUUGUUUCUUCAGAGACAGACGUACAGCAAUGGAUUUUCUCUGUCACUGCUGGGAUAUUUCUGUAUUUAUCACUGGUAGAAAUGCUUCCAGAGAUGAGUCGAGUGAAGACCGACAGACCGUGUCUCUUGUUUUUCCUGCAGAACAUUGGUCUUCUGAUGGGCUGGGCUUGCCUUUUGUUGCUUGCAAUUUUUGAACAUAAACUCAAGUUCUGAAUGCAGUAUAUAAUGCUUUAUACAGAGGACAGGACUAAAACAAAUACAGGCUUAAUCUAAUGAUUUAUUUUUAUUUGGGGUUUUUUUUGCAAGUGGUUAAAUGUUUAGUUGCCUUGUAAUUAUCACACCAUGCUCUACAAAUGCAAGAGUUAGAGUUUGUGACAGCAUUGAAUCCCCAAUAUAUGUUUCUUUUUUUUUUUUUUUUACUUAAUGAUGAACUUUUUUUUAUCUCAAACACAAUGGCUGCCUUUAUUCUGUGAAUUUGUUUAGACUUUCUACUGGCCUAUUUGGCAACAUGUACAUAUGUGCAUAUCUGCUGCUUGGUAAAAUAUUACUGAAGCCUCAGAAAAUGAAAAAGUUUGAUUUCUAGAUCAAUUUGCAUCAAAAAAUUGAUAAAAAAAAAUGUAUCACAAAUUUUCUAAUUUCUUGUUCGAAUGUGUUAAAUACAUUUUUAGUUUAGUUUAGUUUGCUUAUUUUGUACAAAUAUUUUUUAUCUAAAAGAUCAGUGAAAUGUUUUACCCCUGAGAAUGAGAAAACUAAGAUGCUGUUAAAUGCAUACACUUUCAGAGAAUAUUAUUGAAAGUAGAGCAAAGAAUAUUAUUUAUAAGGUGAUACUGGAGUGCUGCCAGACAUAUCUGGAAAAAAAACUCUCCAUUUUAUCUAUUCAUAAUCAGAUAUUCACAGCUGGGUAAAUGUACUUCUUAAAAAAAUAAAAAUCAACAAAUAUUAGAUUUGCACUUUAAAACUAA
Molecule: messenger RNA, 3038 nt
Organism: Cololabis saira (Pacific saury)
Lineage: Eukaryota; Metazoa; Chordata; Actinopteri; Beloniformes; Belonidae
Product: zinc transporter ZIP12-like
Exons: 12
Coding region: 274-2289 (671 amino acids)
Biological process (GO): zinc ion import across plasma membrane; intracellular zinc ion homeostasis
Cellular component (GO): membrane
Molecular function (GO): zinc ion transmembrane transporter activity
Source: RefSeq, a predicted model, not a curated record